AUGGCUCCGAGCUCAAUGGGAGUGGAGUCGUCCGCCAGGGGAGGGGGGGGGGGAGGGGGUGACGACACCAGCUUGAGGGCGGGUGCGGUCAAAGAGGACGACACCACCUGGAAGGGUGGUGCGGUCACGUUGCGUGUGGCGGCGCCGGGUUACACGCAGCUGUGUUUGUGUCGCCCGUGGUUGCACCUCGUGGCCCGCGACUGUGCGUCGGUCCGUGGAUGCGCCUCAUCGCCCGCGGGUGCGCGUCCGUCCGCGGAUGCGCCUUGUCGCCCGCGGGUGCGCGUCCGUCCGCGGAUGCGCCUCGUCCCCCGCGGGUGCGCGUCCGUCCGCGGAUGCGCCUCGUCGCCCGCGGGUGCGCGUCCGUCCGCGGAUGCGCCUCUUCGCUCGCGGGUGCGCGUCCGCCCGCGGAUGCGCCUCGUCGCCCGCGGGUGCGCGUCCGUCCGCGGAUGCGCCUCGUCGCCCGCGGGUGCGCGUCCGUCUGCGGAUGCGCCUCGUCGCCCGGGGGUGCGCGUCCGUCCGCGGAUGCGCCUCGUCGCCCGCGGGUGCGCGUCCGUCCGCGGAUGCGCCUCGUCGCCCGCGGGUGUCCGUCCGUCGGCGGAAAUCGCCGCGGUGGUCGCGUCCGCCCUCGUCGGCGGGAUGCGCCGCGCCAAACGUCUCUCUAUCCUUCCCUCCUCACAGCCAAACGUCUCUCUAUCCUUCCCUCCCCACCCCUCCCAGGCAUACGACGAUCGCCUGCGCCAAGCCUUCCAGGACCCCUCCCUGCCAUACCACCAGCACCACCAUCACCAGCAGCAGCACCACAGCUCCCUCUUCCCCCCAGAGGACGCGGCAGUGCUGGAGGCAUACCUCAUGUGUCUGCACCAGGUGCUGCGCCACUCGCCCCCGCCCCUGCGCACGCGCCUCUUCUCCGACGCCUUCUUUGACGCGCUCUUCCGCCUGCUCCCCCACGCCGCCGUCCCCCCCGCCCUCAAGGGCGCCCUCCGCUCCGCCAUUGCUGCCUUCCUCGGCGCCCCCGCCACCGUUGCUGCGCUCACCACCUCCACAGCCCCUGCUGCUAGGGCCACCACAGCAGCGGCUGGUUUCAGUGGUGCCAUGGCAGCAGGAGCGGCUGCUGGUGCUGCUGGUGGAGGGGCGACAGCAGGGGAUUUGAUGGCAGUGGCGGCAGCAGCGGCGGGGCUGACGGGGGCGGCGGCGGCAGCGCUGGCAGCAAGGACAUGGGCGCUGGAGGAAUUCUACGAUCUGCCGCCCUCGGCUUCUGCGACCCUGGAGGAGCAACAGCGCCGCGCGACAGCGCCAUACGACAUGGGCAUGGAGCUGAGCGAGGUGGAGGCGAGGGUGGAGGAGUACCCCUCAACGCUCUCCUACCUGCGCCUGCACAACACACUGCUCGCCCUCGACCCCCUCUCCCGCCCCGUCAGGUUCCUGGACUAUUUCCGGUUCGUGACGAGCAGUGUGUUUGUGCCGUACACGCGCCGAGUGUACGCGCGGGCAGACGAGAUGUGGCAGCUGCUGCUCGCCUCGCUCUCCCUCUUCCACCUCUCCCUCCUCCUCCUGCACCGCUCCCCCCUCCCCUCCGCACCGCCUCUCGCCGCCCUCUCUGCUGCCUCCUCCUCGUCGGCCAAUGGGCUGCUGCCAGCUGGCGCCACACCGGGGCUGCUGCUGAUGAAGGAUUUCCUAUCAGCAGGCCCAGCACUGCGCAACAUUAUCGCCAUCAUCACAGCGGGCCCCGAUGCGCUUCUAGAGGAGCGUGCGCUGCGCCCCCAGGCGCUCUCAUUCGCCUUAGAAGACACCGUUGCCGCCUGCCUGCGCCUGCUGCUCCUCGCACUCUCCCUCGACCAAUCCCUGGCCGACACCUGGCAGCCCGCCGUGCGCCCGCUGCACCUCGUGCUCGCGGAUGACGUGGUGCUCGUGACAGCUGUCAUGUCCUUCGUGCGCUACCAGCCGUCAGAUGCCAUCCAACGGUCGGCAAUCGAGCUCACAAGCGUCUUCAGUGCGCGUGGCGUGCCACUUGUCGCGAUGGCAUUGGAGGUGGGCAUGGUGCAGCGAUUGGUGGAGGACUUUGCAGAGUGCCUUGACGUUAGUGCCAGCACCGUCUCUGUACAGGGCGUUGCUGCUCAUGGUGACGCUAGUGGCGCGACUGUGGAUGGUGGAGGAGAGGAGGAGGAAGGCGGGGAGGAGGGCGAGGAGACGGACUGUGCCACGCUCAUUCUCCAGCUGCUGCUGGCGUCGCUAGGGAGGCAGCGGCCCACAUUGGCGCACAUGCUGCUGGGGUUUGAUGUCGACAGGCCGCUCGCUGCCUCCCUGCUGCAGCCCAACCGCCGCUUCAGCGCCCUCCGCAUUCUCCUCGACCUCGUGCUCUCCACAGGAGCAGACGCAGACUCCGACCAAUCAGACGCCACCGCACCGCCACGUGUCAGCCUGCGGUUGGCACGCCUGCGGGAGAUGAGCGUGCGAGUGCUGUACCACCUAGCAGCAGACCCCGCCACGUCAGCACCCACGGCAGUGCUGCUGCAGGCAAAGCCGCUGAGCUUCUUUGCUCCGCUGCUCUCCUCCGCGCUCUCAGCGCCUCUCCCUCGCCGCAGCAGCAGCCCCGGCCACCGCGUGGCGGCCCUGCAUGAGGUGAUGUUUUAUUUUCCUAUGGGAUUUCCCAUUCUCCUUCCCUCUCCCCCAUCCCUUCCUCCGGAACAAUUCGCUCCCUCACUCACUCACCCAACACCCCUCGACCCUCAACGCUCGACCCUCAACGCUCGACCCUCAACGCUCGACCCUCAACGCUCGACCCUCAACGCUCGACCCUCAACGCUCGACCCUCAACGCUCGACCCUCAACGCUCGACCCUCAACGCUCGACCCUCAACGCUCGACCCUCAACCCUCACCCCUCGCCCUCACAUUUCCCCUCACCCCUCGCCCUUCACCCCUCACCCCCAUCCCCCCUCCACAACACCCCUCGCCCCUCCCUGCAGCGAGCGUGGCUGCUGAAGCUGCUGGCGUUGGCCCUCCACACAACGCCCCCUGCCCCGCACGCCCACAAGCACCACCACUCCCACCACGCCGCCCACUCCGCCACCGCUGGGCGGCAGCUGGAGAUCUGCCGGCAGAUUCUGUCGGCACUGUUCAUGGCAGACGGGGGUGUAGGGAGGGCGGAGGAAGUGGGGGAAGGGGGGAAUGGUGCGCUGGUGGUGUGGGGAGGAGGGGAGCAGCAGGCAGAGGGUGUGAGGGGAGGUGUGCUGGCGGCGACUCAGCUGUUGGAGUUGUUCCUCUUCGCCCUGCCGGACGUCACCCCCAGCUUCCUGCCGCACAUCGCUGCCGUGCACCACCAGCUGCAGCUGGAGGAGCUGUUGGGGACCGCAGCAGGAGUGGCGGAGGGGGGCGUGUUUGAAGUGAAUGAGAGGGGCGACCGCCUUGUGGACCUGCGUGCUCUCUCCCACAUCCUCACCCAUAGGUUUGCCUUGCUGGAAGCACAGCGAGGUCCGGGAGCACCGUUUCUCCCAGGCCCUAACCUGGGGGUGGCAGGCUCGGCAGCAGGUUCGGCAGAGGUGCGGCAGGAGGCAGUGAGGGAGGCGUUGAGGUUCGUGUGGCGGCGCAACCGAGUGGAGGAGGAGGCAGCAGCGCAGCAGCAUGUGGCUCUCGCGUGGGCGCAGCUGCUGCAAAUGGCUCUCUCCAGAAGAUUUGAUCUGCUGCCACCACAUGCCAGGCUGGAAGCCUUGCUGCAAGCCAUCGCUGCGCCUCACACUCCCCUCACCCUCGCCAAGCCCAUCUCCCAGGUAGUGAAUGCCAUGUGGUGUCACCUGCUGCCAUGUGGUGUGUCACCUGCUGCCAUGUGGUGUCACCUGCUGCCAUGUGGUGUCACCUGCUGCCAUGUGGUGUCACCUGCUGCCAUGUGGUGUCACCUGCUGCCAUGUGGUGUCACCUGCUGCCAUGUGGUGUCACCUGCUGCCAUGUGGUGUCACCUGCUGCCAUGUGGUGUCACCUGCUGCCAUGUGGUGUCACCUGCUGCCAUGUGGUGUCACCUGCUGCCAUGUGGUGUCACCUGCUGCCAUGUGGUGUCACCUGCUGCCAUGUGGUGUCACCUGCUGCCAUGUGGUGUCACCUGCUGCCAUGUGGUGUCACCUGCUGCCAUGUGGUGUCACCUGCUGCCAUGUGGUGUCACCUGCUGCCAUGUGGUGUCAUCUGCUGCCAUGUGGUGUCACCUGCUGCCAUGUGGUGUCACCUGCUGCCAUGUGGUGUCACCUGCUGCCAUGUGGUGUCACCUGCUGCCAUGUGCACCUUCCCACGUGUGCGCCACAGGACCUCUGGUGGUCCUAGUGGCAUUCCUGCAGCUGCAGCACCUCUCCUCCUCCUCCUCGCCCACCUCCAUUGACACUCCCUCCUCUGACGACGCGGGCGAGGUGACGUGGAGCGACGUGAUUGGCCACUCGUCCCUCUCCGACACAAGCAGCAGGGAGGGGCUAGGAGGCGGGGCGAGUGGGGCAGGGGGCGGGGGGCCUCGGAGGCAGGUGUCAGUGGCGGAGAGCACGGGGUUGCUGAGGGACCUGCUGGGCGCGCUCAUGCGGAAGGACUCCUCUGAUAGCCUCCGCCGGAGGCUCUACACGUCACUCCUCACCUUCCUCGCCAUCUGUGCGCGCCGCUUCCGCAGUGCUGACGUGGAUAUCUCGCCAGCUGUCAUGGCCGUCAUUCUCAAGGAGCUGCCCGGGGAAGAAACUUCCUCUGACCGCUCCCUUGAUAUGUCGCAUGCACAGCCUGCCAUUCUGUGA
Closterium sp. NIES-65 is the source of this 4755-nucleotide messenger RNA. NCBI's taxonomy places the organism in Eukaryota, Viridiplantae, Streptophyta, Zygnematophyceae, Desmidiales, Closteriaceae. The record is from the annotation of a GenBank genome assembly.